Molecule: messenger RNA, 914 nt
Organism: Lutzomyia longipalpis
Lineage: Eukaryota; Metazoa; Arthropoda; Insecta; Diptera; Psychodidae
Gene: Gos28
Product: Golgi SNAP receptor complex member 1
Exons: 5
Coding region: 129-812 (227 amino acids)
Biological process (GO): endoplasmic reticulum to Golgi vesicle-mediated transport; vesicle fusion
Cellular component (GO): Golgi membrane; SNARE complex; Golgi medial cisterna
Molecular function (GO): SNAP receptor activity
Source: RefSeq, a predicted model, not a curated record
UCUCUUGACAGCUGACUCGUCAAAGAGUUUGUUUUUCCAUGUAAUAUUUUUCCGUGUUUUUAUCAUCUGCAAUUUCGUGUUUUUCCUUUCUUUCUAAGACAGGAAUUUAACCAAGAUCCUUCCUCAAGAUGUCUUCUUCCGAAUGGGAUGAUUUGAGAAAGCUGGCCAGACGACUAGAGAAUGAUAUUGACCUAAAAUUAGUGGCUUUUAGCAAGGUGGGUUCUGGUGGGAGUACCUCUUCGAGUCCCGAUUCAGCUCCGCUCCUCGGUGAACAUAUCUUUGACAAUCUUUCCCUGGAAAUAGAGCAGAUGCUUGAGAAACUUUCCAAUAUUAAUGAUAAAAUGGCAGAAUUACCCGGAAGUAGCACCUCCAUGAUGAUUCAUACACUUCAGAGGCAUCGGGAGAUCUUGAAUGGCUACCGGCAGGAAUUCAGCAAAAUCCGGGCGAAUCAUACAACACGAAUUGAACGAGAGGAACUUCUGCGUGGUUCUGGGAUUGGCAAUUCAUCCUCCAUUGCUGGUGGGGGACUCAGUAGGCGGGAUAUGUAUCUCAAAGAGAGCUCCCACCUUAAUUCCUCCCACAGCCUCAUCAAUGAUCAAAUAAGCAUUGCAAUGGAGACAAAGGAGCACCUCACGUCCCAGCGGCAGUAUUUGAAGCGCCUCCAGACGCGCUUCAAUGACAUUUCCAAUCGUUUUCCCCUUAUAUCGAGCUUAAUUCAGCGCAUCAAUGUGAAGAAACGACGAGAUUCUCUAAUUCUCGGAGGAGUUAUCGCCGUAUGCACGUUCCUCCUUAUUCUCUAUGCAUUUCAUUAGUGUCCCAGCACCCAUAUGGAUAGAGGAUCAUGUUUAUUUUUGCGUAAAAUAUCUUUUUAUCUAUUUCAUUUAUUUUUGGAAUAAAAAUCAGUUGCAAUUAUA